AUGAAAAUCAAUGAUAUGUAUAAAAACAUCGGCAAUGAGUUUCAGGCAUCAGACCCUCAGGCAUCAGACCCUCAGGCAUCAGACCCUCAGGCAUCAGACCCUCAGGCAUCAGACCCUCAGGCAUCAGAGUCUCAGGCAUCAGAGUCUCAGGCAUCAGAGUCUCAGGCAUCAGAGUCUCAGGCAUCAGACCCUCAGGCAUCAGACCCUCAGGCAUCAGACCCUCAGGCAUCAGAGUCUCAGGCAUCAGAGUCUCAGGCAUCAGAGUCUCAGGCAUCAGAGUCUCAGGCAUCAGACCCUCAGGCAUCAGAGUCUCAGGCAUCAGAGUCUCAGGCAUCAGACCCUCAGGCAUCAGAGUCUCAGGCAUCAGAGUCUCAGGCAUCAGAGUCUCAGGCAUCAGAGUCUCAGGCAUCAGAGUCUCAGGCAUCAGACCCUCAGGCAUCAGAGUCUCAGGCAUCAGAGUCUCAGGCAUCAGACCCUCAGGCAUCAGAGUCUCAGGCAUCAGAGUCUCAGGCAUCAGAGUCUCAGGCAUCAGACCCUCAGGCAUCAGAGUCUCAGGCAUCAGAGUCUCAGGCAUCAGACCCUCAGGCAUCAGAGUCUCAGGCAUCAGAGUCUCAGGCAUCAGAGUCUCAGGCAUCAGACCCUCAGGCAUCAGAGUCUCAGGCAUCAGAGUCUCAGGCAUCAGACCCUCAGGCAUCAGAGUCUCAGGCAUCAGAGUCUCAGGCAUCAGAGUCUCAGGCAUCAGACCCUCAGGCAUCAGAGUCUCAGUCAUCAGAGUCUCAGGCAUCAGAGUCUCAGGCAUCAGAGUCUCAGGCAUCAGACCCUCAGGCAUCAGACCCUCAGGCAUCAGAGUCUCAGGCAUCAGAGUCUCAGGCAUCAGAGUCUCAGGCAUCAGAGUCUCAGGCAUCAGAGUCUCAGGCAUCAGAGUCUCAGGCAUCAGAGUCUCAGGCAUCAGACCCUCAGGCAUCAGAGUCUCAGGCAUCAGAGUCUCAGGCAUCAGACCCUCAGGCAUCAGAGUCUCAGGCAUCAGAGUCUCAGGCAUCAGAGUCUCAGGCAUCAGACCCUCAGGCAUCAGAGUCUCAGGCAUCAGAGUCUCAGGCAUCAGACCCUCAGGCAUCAGAGUCUCAGGCAUCAGAGUCUCAGGCAUCAGAGUCUCAGGCAUCAGACCCUCAGGCAUCAGAGUCUCAGGCAUCAGAGUCUCAGGCAUCAGACCCUCAGGCAUCAGAGUCUCAGGCAUCAGAGUCUCAGGCAUCAGAGUCUCAGGCAUCAGACCCUCAGGCAUCAGAGUCUCAGGCAUCAGAGUCUCAGGCAUCAGAGUCUCAGGCAUCAGACCCUCAGGCAUCAGACCCUCAGGCAUCAGAGUCUCAGGCAUCAGAGUCUCAGGCAUCAGAGUCUCAGGCAUCAGAGUCUCAGGCAUCAGAGUCUCAGGCAUCAGACCCUCAGGCAUCAGACCCUCAGGCAUCAGAGUCUCAGGCAUCAGACCCUCAGGCAUCAGAGUCUCAGGCAUCAGACCCUCAGGCAUCAGAGUCUCAGGCAUCAGACCCUCAGGCAUCAGACCCUCAGGCAUCAGAGUCUCAGGCAUCAGACCCUCAGGCAUCAGACCCUCAGGCAUCAGAGUCUCAGGCAUCAGACCCUCAGGCAUCAGACCCUCAGGCAUCAGAGUCUCAGGCAUCAGACCCUCAGGCAUCAGAGUCUCAGGCAUCAGACCCUCAGGCAUCAGACCCUCAGGCAUCAGAGUCUCAGGCAUCAGACCCUCAGGCAUCAGACCCUCAGGCAUCAGAGUCUCAGGCAUCAGACCCUCAGGCAUCAGACCCUCAGGCAUCAGAGUCUCAGGCAUCAGACCCUCAGGCAUCAGAGUCUCAGGCAUCAGAGUCUCAGGCAUCAGAGUCUCAGGCAUCAGACCCUCAGGCAUCAGAGUCUCAGGCAUCAGACCCUCAGGCAUCAGACCCUCAUUCCGGCACAAAUGUCUAA
This is a messenger RNA of Procambarus clarkii (red swamp crayfish), 1968 nucleotides long. Lineage: Eukaryota; Metazoa; Arthropoda; Malacostraca; Decapoda; Cambaridae. The record is from RefSeq and is a predicted model, not a curated record.